AUGGCCUACAAAAUCCUAAAGCUCACAAUAAUUCUCUCUAUACUCAUCUCUCUAUCCUUGUCUGUUUCAUCAAACGAUGAUGAUAAAAAUCACCACGACAUAGACGAAGAUGAAGAGGCACAAGAGUUCUACAUUGUGGACACUCCAUUACAACAUGAUGGAUCAUCAAGAAGUAGAUUCUUGGCAAGCAUAAUAAAGAAAGGAAAACAAUGUAAUCUCGAGAGUAAUAACAUAUGCAAUGGAGUUAGAGCAAACAAGGGAAAGGAUUUGCUCUUUUGUUGCAAGAAACAUUGUCGCAAUGUUUUAAGUGACAAGAACAAUUGUAAUGAGUGUGGUCACAAGUGCAAGCAAGGUGAAAGAUGUUGCAAUGGAGUGUGUACCAAUGUUUUGUCAAAUGUUCAUCAUUGUGGAAAGUGUAAGAAGGAGUGUUCAUCUGGUGAUCCUUGUGAGAAUGGGUUUUGUGGCUAUGCAUAA
Molecule: messenger RNA, 474 nt
Organism: Lathyrus sativus (Indian pea)
Lineage: Eukaryota; Viridiplantae; Streptophyta; Magnoliopsida; Fabales; Fabaceae
Source: the annotation of a GenBank genome assembly